Molecule: messenger RNA, 3868 nt
Organism: Ostrea edulis (European flat oyster)
Lineage: Eukaryota; Metazoa; Mollusca; Bivalvia; Ostreida; Ostreidae
Product: phosphopentomutase-like
Exons: 19
Coding region: 208-2013 (601 amino acids)
Biological process (GO): purine ribonucleoside salvage; carbohydrate metabolic process
Molecular function (GO): phosphopentomutase activity; magnesium ion binding
Source: RefSeq, a predicted model, not a curated record
UUUUAUUUUGCCAGAGGUGUAUCCGAUGGUUAAUGUACAUUCGUAACAUUACUGUAUCAUUACAUCAAUACAUCAUUACAUGUACCAAAGCCUACGCUGUCUAGCCCUAGAAGGAGCACCGCAGUUUUUAUUUGCAUUGAUAUUGAACUAACCUUUAGAGCAGAAUUCACGAAGUUAAAGAGUAGCAAGAAGUAGAAAUCAACAAACAUGGCAGGACCUACAGGAGAUGAUGAGGUUGAUAGCAAAUUACAAGAAUGGUUGAAUCUUGAUCGAAAUGAGAGCACCAGAGCAGAAAUCCAACAGAUAGUGGACAAGGGGAAUGUGGAACACCUCAGGCGUGUUUUGUUGAAGAGAAUGGAGUUCGGAACUGCAGGUUUGAGAUCUCGUAUGGGAGCAGGAUUUUCUCAGAUGAAUGAUGUGACAAUCAUACAAACCUCACAGGGACUUAGUAAGUAUUUACUGAAGACUUGUCCAGAGGUGAAGAAGAAGGGCGUUGUCAUUGGAUACGAUGGGCGAUACAACAGUCAGAGAUUUGCAUCUUUGGCUGCAGCAGUUUUGAUCCACGACGAGAUUCCUGUGUACCUCUUCUCAGCAAUUUGUCCAACACCAUACGUUCCGUACUCUGUACUUCACUACAAAACAGAGUGUGGAAUCAUGGUGACAGCUUCCCACAACCCUAAGGAUGAUAACGGCUACAAAGUUUACUGGGGAAAUGGUGCGCAGAUCAUUUCACCAACUGACAAAGGGAUAGCAGAGUCCAUUCUGCAAAAUCUAGAGAUCCUAGAUUCGUCCUGGGCCACCUCCACUGUUAGAUCCUCCCCUCUCUGCAAGGAUCCCUCGGCCACCAUCUUAGAGGCUUACAACAAAGAUCUUUCUUCGCUGUGUUACUUCAAAGAGAAGAAUCAGUGUAGCCCUGUGACGUUUACCUACACUGCAAUGCAUGGUGUGGGAUAUGAAUUUGUUAGGAAGGCGUGUCAUAGCUUUGGAUUUGUGGAACCGAUACCAGUUCAGGAGCAGAUUCUACCGGACCCCGACUUUCCUACAGUGAAAUAUCCUAACCCUGAGGAGGGUGAGGGAGCUUUGCUGCUUGCCAUGAAGACUGCAGAUGAAAACAACAGCCAAGUCAUUCUGGCCAAUGAUCCUGAUGCUGACCGACUUGCCAUAGCUGAGAAACUUCCUGAUGGAAAGUGGCACAUCUUCUCAGGGAAUGAAACUGGUGCUCUUUUUGGCUGGUGGAGCUGGUUUUCCUUUGUACAGAGGUACCCUGAGUUCCCAGUUAGUGACCUAUACAUGUUGGCCAGUACUGUGUCUUCCAAGAUCCUUCAGACUAUUGGAAACAAGGAGGGAUUCAACUUUGAGGAAACUUUGACAGGAUUCAAGUGGAUGGGUAACCUGGCAACAGAACUACAAACGCAGGGCAAAACUGUUUUAUUUGCCUUUGAAGAAGCCAUAGGGUUUAUGUGUGGUACACAUGUUUUGGACAAGGAUGGUGUUUCAGCAGCCAUGGUCAUGUCUGAACUGGCCACUUACUUGUACAACAAUGGUACAACAUUAUACAACAAAUUGGAGGAAAUCUACAAGACAUAUGGCUAUCAUCUGUCUAACAACUCCUACUAUAUUUGCCACGAACCUGACAAGAUCAAACAAAUGUUUGAGGAAAUCAGGAAUUACAAUAACACAGGAAAGUAUCCAGCAUCCUGUGGACAAUAUAAAAUCAAAUACAUCCGGGACUUAACUGUAGGAUAUGACAAUAGCAAACCAGAUUGUAAGCCAGUGUUGCCAGUUAGCAAAUCAAGUCAGAUGAUCACAUUUACCUUUGAAAAUGGGUGUGUUGCCACGCUGAGAACUAGUGGAACUGAGCCAAAAAUCAAGUAUUACACAGAGGUCAAACCAGAUCCCCAGAAAGGAAUGGAUAGACUGGGAGCUCAGAAGGAAUUGGAUGACAUUGUCAAGUGCAUCAUCAAAUUCUUCUACCAACCGGAAAAAUUUGGUUUUAUUCCGAGACCGUUGUGAGGACUUGGCCUUGUUUUACCAGAGGUUUUUUUACCUUUUAUGAAUGGAUUAUUGUAGGAUUCGGUGAUUUGCAGGUCAUAAAUAUGGAUUGUUGAGUCCCACUUUUGUUGUUUGUUUCAAGAAUUAUGUUACUAGAAUUUAGAAAGAAUUUAAAGUCUAUAAAGCAUAUUUAACAAACUAUUAUUUUCUCUUUUUCCAAUGUAAUCUGUUUAUCACUUGGCUGUGUAGUGCUAAAUUACUAUUCAUUUUUUAGCUGUUUUACAUGAUGUAUAUGAUGAUGGAAUCUCAAAAGACACUUAGGCAAGAGGAAAAUACAGUUCUAUAUGCAUCUUUUGUAUUUGAACAACUUGAACACAGUUUUCAGUCAACACAAAUUGUAUCUUAACACAUUUAUUUACAUUUCCAUUCAUUUUACCUUUGAUAUCUCUACAAAUUGUAAUGAUGAAUGAGUUGUAAACAAUGUGUGAAUAAUGAUGAAUGAGUUGUAAACAAUGUGUGAAUAUAGUGCAUCUAUGUUGACUGCUGGGAAGACUGCUGGAAAUUCCAACAGAAAUGAAAGUAGAAUGUAAAUUAUAGAAAUAUCCACACUUUUUAGGAAGUAUACCGGUGUGCAGCAUCACAGUUCAUGCUCUCAUGUAUUUUUCAAAAGCGAAAUUUAUAUUAGUAUAUACUUGUACUAGCUGAUACUGCCAAAGUUCUUUGAGGCAGAGAAUGUAAUCCUGGCCGAUUCAAGUUGUUGGACUUGUGUUUUCUUGAUUUUAUGACAAUUUACACAACACACAAACGCAUCAACCCAGUUAUUGCAUGUUUCAUCUUGUGCACAAAGAAAACACCAAUUAAGGAAUGAAUUAUUACAAAACACCCAUAAAACAUGAUGUGGUUUACUAUGAAAGUUUCACACAAUUUCUUUUAUUAUUCUUUCUCACUGCACUGUGUUUUUCUAUACUAGUUCAUAUUGAAUUUUACAGGUGGGAAAUUGGUCAAAUGAUUACAAAGUGAUAUUUAGAGAAACUAAUUUUACCUUGCACAGGAAAAAUUAAUAAAUAUAAAAUUAUAUCAAACUUGCAGACUGCACAGAGCUUCAAUAUUUUCUGUAGAAAUCAUACUCACAUGAAUGAUAUAUAAAACAUAGAAGUAAUAUCUAGGUCACUCUUACACUAGAUAAAUUCUAUGAUUUAUAUAUCAUUCAUGUGAGUAUAUUUUUUUUUGCAGUAAACAUUGAUGCUAAAAUUAUAUAUUAGAUUAAUUUUCAAUUUUAGGAAAGAAAAUUUGGAGAGAUAGAUUCUUGUGGCAUAUUUAUACAAAUGUAUUUGGUCUAAAUCGUAGUGAGUUUUCAUCAAUAGUUAGCAUCAAAAGAGGUUAUUUACAUUUUUUUUGCUUUGCAGCUGAGUGCAAACAUGCCAAACAGAUAUUUCCAUAAAAGUGUUUGGAAAUUUUGUAUUUUUCACUUCAUUUCCAGUCAGAAAAUUUAACUAUUAAUGUAAAAGAACAUCUAGCGUUUUCAAAUUUUAUUCAAAGUAACAUUGUGUCAAAUGAGAUUUGUUAAGUGCAUGUGCACUUGCAUUAUCGCACAUUUAUCAGUGUACUGUUACAAAACAUUCCCAUAAAGAUACACAUACAAGACUACACUGGUUAGGAUAACCCAGGUGGACAAAUUCCUAUACUUUGUAUUCCAGAUAUAUAUGAUGUUAUUUUAAAUUAUGCUGUGCAUGUUAAAUUAUUGUGUGGAAAUAACCUGCUGUUAUGAAUGAUUGGCAGCCGCUGUCCUUUAUAAGGGAUAGGAACAUUUUGUUUAAUGAUUAUUUGCAUGUAUGUGUUGCUAGUUAGUCUGUUAUUGUUAAAUUAUCAAACUUCA